CCGCAGUGCAAGCACCCCAAGCUACCAGACCGACCCCACCAACAAACAUAUAUUGGUCCGCCACACGAGCACUCACUCGCCAUGACAUCGCGGAUAACAUCGCCGGCUCUUCUCGAGCCGUACCUCGGACUCCCCGAGGAGGCCGCUCUGGUGGUGAUCACGGGGGUCCUCGGGGCCAGCACCAACUGGCUGGUGCUGCGGUACCUGCACUCGCUGCUCAAGCCGGCGCCGCGAGCGCGACCACCAACACGUGCGCCGACAGGAGGCGCUGACGACACUACCACCACUAGGCACCAUUUUCCCGGAGAGCCACGGACCGAGCAGGAUGGCGACGGCGAGGGCGAAGUAUGUGUUGUGCUGGUUAGCUUCCUGCGGGACUUCACGUUCUGGAAGGAAAGCGCUGGGCGUCUUGGGCUGGACCUUGACGGGCUAGUGCGGCGAGGUCGGCUUGGGUUUGUGGAUGGUCUCAGCGGGCUGUUUUCUCCAGUCGCCGCCGCCGCAGUAAUACACUCCGGUGGCCGCACGGCUCAGAGCAGCGGCGUAAGCGCUACUCUCACAAGUCCUCUGAUCGCGGAUGUUGGUAGAGUCCUCCACGCCGCCGUGGACGAACUACAGGCCAAAGCAGCAACGGCUUUGAGUGACAAUGGGACGGGCAACGUAAAGCCAAGAGUCGUGCUCGUGGUUGACCAACUGGACUUCUUGCUCGCCGCUAGAGCAGAGAGCAGUGCUUCGGGCCAGGACCUACAAAAUAUACUUCUUGACUUGAGAGAGAAAGUUCAUGCAACAGUCCUCACCCUGUCUGCAGACGAGCCGCUCGUGGUCUCGCAGACAACCGCGUUGGAGAAGGAACACGUAGCCUUUAUCUUGUCCUUGGCGCAUGAGGCUUGGGCGGUGCUCAGUCUGAGGCUCCUGGACACGGGUGUUGCAAAGGAUGUCAGUGGUGUCGUGCGGAUCACUCCCGGCGGGGAUGAUUCUGGCAAAAAGGUAGACGAAAAGGAAUUUCUAUAUCAUGUAGGAGGGGAUGGGGGCGUUAGGGUGUUUGAACGAGGUCAAUAG
Lasiosphaeria miniovina is the source of this 1056-nucleotide messenger RNA. RefSeq lists its product as uncharacterized. NCBI's taxonomy places the organism in Eukaryota, Fungi, Ascomycota, Sordariomycetes, Sordariales, Lasiosphaeriaceae. Gene Ontology annotation, biological process: tRNA wobble uridine modification. Bases 82 to 1056 code for a protein of 324 amino acids. The record is from RefSeq and is a predicted model, not a curated record. The transcript has 2 exons. Gene Ontology annotation, cellular component: elongator holoenzyme complex.